Cinara cedri is the source of this 9758-nucleotide messenger RNA. Lineage: Eukaryota; Metazoa; Arthropoda; Insecta; Hemiptera; Aphididae. The record is from the annotation of a GenBank genome assembly.
AAUAAUACAUGGUGCAUUGAUGGUACAUCAAGACUAUAUAAAACCAGUAAUAAUUACAGAAUUCCAUAUUCUUAUUUCACCAGACGUCUGAAGAGAGGUUGUGAGUUUCAUUCCUUUCAAAGAACGAUAGCAAUUGAUCGCCGAUAUGUUAUCCAAAACAAUAGUAAGUAAUUUAUUUACAAACUAAAAACAUAUUUUAGGCUUCCAUUUCAUUAGUUUUAAUUUAAAUUUAUACAAUUAUCUAUUGUUACAUUAGCCUACUUAUAAUUAUGAUAUAUAUAUAUAUUGAUUAGUAAAUUAAAUAAAAAAUAUUAUAAGUAAAAUAAACACUACAAUACUAUUUCUUACUAUUUCUGCUUCUUUUUUUUUCUUCUGUGAACAAUUUGUGAUUUAUGAAAAUUUAACAGGCGAUUCAUUAAAAAUCGAACUAUGUGGUAAAAAAAAAAUAAUAAUAAAUUCAGUUUAACGUAGUACAUUUUUUAUAAGAGUUUAUACAUUAAAUUUUAACGAAGAUCGUAAAUAUUACCGUCUUACAAAACAUGUAUAACCGAACUUCGGUCCGAAUAGUUUUUUAUUAGUAAUGGUUUAUCGUUACGUUAAGAUAUAAAUUAAAUUCCCCUCUAUAUUCUACCUUUCCAACUUUUCAUUUAUACAACAAUAGCCCACCCAUCAUGCGAAGUAUGGUCUUUUUAAGUUUAUGGAGGUUACUCGAGCUAUCUUAUUUAUUAUGUUUAUGUAUAAGCAGAAAUGUACAACGAUAAAAAGAUAUUCAUAGAUAUAAUAAAUCAAAUAAUACAAUAAAUAUUAAUUAUUAAUAAAAUUGUGCCUUAGUAAAUUUGUUUGUUAAUACAUUUGAAAUAGGUUAAUAAUGCUUCUAUAUAAUAUAGUUGACAUUUUUUUAUUAUGUAGGUAUAGACUGUCCAUAAACAGAUUUUUAACAUUUUCCUUUAUUCUAUUUCAAAAAAAUAUAACACUUAUGAAUUGUCACUAAAGCUGAAGGUAGGUACAUUUGGAAAGGUAAAUAAAUAAAAUUAUUGGACGUAAUAUAGAUAAUUUAAACGCUAGAUUAAUAAUAUAACUGUAUACCUACUAUAUUUUGUUAUAUUUUUCUAAAUAUCUAUCUAGUUACUAGAUAGUUUAUCUAGAGUUUUUACAAAAUUAAAAUUAUUUCUGUGGAUAUUCUUUUGGAUAUUUGUUCAUGUUAUAAUGACAGAUUUUCUUGAAUUUUUUUUUUAUCAUAGAAUUAUUUUAUUAUUACGGUAAUAUGAUUAGUUAUAGUUAGUUAGGUUAUAAUAAAAAAAAAAACGACUAAGCUAAUAGUUAAUGUUAAUAAAUAUAGUAACUACGUCAAGAUAAAAAUGUCCAGGAAAAUAAUAAUAUAAAUUUAUAGUUACUUUUUUUAAAAUUUCCUAAUACUAAAAUCAUAGAUGUUAUUUUGUACUCUAAUAUUUAUAAUUACAUUUAUAGAUUUUAACAUUUGUACGCACAUCCCAUAAGCCACAUGCCCAUCUUGUUUAAUAAAGAUAUUCACGUAAAACUACAUACAUUUUCGUUGAAAUAUAUGAUAGCUUUUUAUAAAAUUAAUUUCUAACAUUUUAUUUUUUUUUUAAACUAGUCAAGAUAAAAGUUACCAAAAAGGUGUCAAAAAAGUAUCUUCUAACUUAACUUUAUAGAAAUGUAGGUCAAUCAACAAUAAUUAUAGUCCAUUAUUGAAAUUUGCUAAAUUAUCAUAAAUUAAUAGUUAGGUACCUGCAUGUUUUUUUUUUUUUUUUUUUGCUAUCAUAGGCACCUAAUCAAUUAAUAAAUUAUUAAAUUAUUAAAAAAUGUAAAUAAUAUAAUAUUAAACCUAACGAUAAUUUAUAUAUAAAAAAAAUAUUUAUAUUUAUACUUAUAUAAUUUCACAAUUUCAUAAUAUAUAAUAUUAUUUAUUCAGUUGCACUUUUUUACUAAAAAUUAAUUAUUUUUCUAUGAAAAAAUACACUUAAUUUGAGUUGAGGUUGUUGUUCAAAAAUAUUUACAUGCCUUAAUCUAAUAUCUAAUUAUUAUAAUUCAUAAUAAAAAUGAAUAAACAAUUGAAACAUAGGUCAUAGGCAAGGGUGGAUCGGCCUAUCGAGAAAUCAGGAAAUUUCCUGAUAUCCGAUAGGUCAGGUCUUCGUGUGAGCCUCUAUAUUAUUACUUAUAUAAUUUAUAAAAUAAAUAUAAUCUGAUAUUUUUGGUUAUCUGGACGGAUGGUCGGGAAUGGUGGUGCCACAUUUUAUGGUACCUGCUUCGUAAAUAAUAUUUGUUUAAAUAUUAUUGUCAGAGUAUUAGGCCACAAAUGAAACAUAUUUUUUUAAAGAGUACACGGAGAUUAAGCCACAAAUGUACAACACAAAAAUAUAUAAUUUUAAUUAGAUUUUAAUAUUUUUUUUUUUAAUAAUAAUAAUAUAAUAUAAAAUUAGUCAAAAAAAAUAUUAUUUAAAUUAUUUAAAAAAAAUUAUUUUUUAAAACAAUGUAACACAGAUUUCACUAAUUCAAAUCUGGUGUUUUUCCUUUCUUCGUUUUUUUUAAUUUCAUUAUGAACAUAAUGCUUUCGAAUUAAAGUUCGUUUUCUCAGUUUAACUACACUUGAAAUUUUAAUUUGAAUACAAUCAGUAACUAUAGUAGCAAAUCCUAAAAAAUCAAUAUAAUUGAAUAUUGAACAGUGAAUACACUGUUAAUAAGGCAUGUGAUCGCUUCUAGUAAAGAAUUAUAAAUAUUAAACUCGGAUGUUUUAUUAAAAUCUAAAAUAUAUUAAAAUAUAGUGGCCUAAUCACCGGGACUACACAUUAUAAAUGUAAAAUUUUAAUGUAAAAAAAAAAGUUCAUCGUGGAACAAAUCCCAGACACUCAACCGGUGGUGUUCGUCAAUUGUGUUGAUGUUGGGACACAACCUGUAUUACAUUAAUCAAUUGUGCCGGAUUAUUUUACGCAAAAAAAGUAAAAACAAUAAAUUAUAAGUGUUAAACAUUUUAUGGAUGUUGUUACUUGAAUUAUAUUUUAAUGUCGUUGAAAGUUUUUGAAGAUCGUUGCAAUAUGCAGUAUCAAUUUUAACUUUUCUAAACAAAUAUAUUGAAAACAAGAAAAAUGCAUAGAUAUUGUAUAGAUUUUUAUUUACGGUUUUUUUUUUUUUGUUGGCAGGCAUUUUUGAUUUUUAAUCUGUUUUCUUUUUCGACGAUAUUCAUUCUCUUGUAUGAUUGAAAUUGAAUCAUUUUCAAAACGACAAAAAACAAAAAUAUUUAGAUGAUGUGAAUAAAAAUAUUUUCCAAAUGUUCAGUGAAACUACUCACAGGCAUCUUUAGUUCUUUCAACUGAUAUAUUAUACGAUGCUUAAAGUUACGAUGAAAAAGUUGCAUGUUUAGCAAUAUAUGUAUCAACGAGAUAUCACAAGAUAUACCUACUAAUUUGCAUUUUUAUGUAUUUUUAUAUGAUCAGCGCAGUUGACGUAUAUUUUUUUUUAUCCCAUCAUUGUUCUUCUUUAUCUGCGAUUUCUGGUGCGAUUGAUAUGUUCCCCCAUCCGGACUACCAGUGAUUUUCCAGUAAUCGCAAUUCGGUUAUCUUGACUUUUACCGUAUUUAUAUUAAAUCAGGUCAAACAAAACAAAAAUAAUAAUACACCGACCACUUGUAUACGGUUGACUACCUACAGGUAUCGCAAUUCAGUUAUUUUGACUACCAUAGGCGAAUAUUUUGGUCCUCUGUUGCCCGACGUGGUUUUGCUAACAAAUCAGGGUUUAUUUUCUAUUAAAAUCCAAUAUGAGCUCGCGGGUGGAUAGCAAUAUUUUUGGCUGGUGGAUGUAUGUAUGUAAAUGUACGGCUCGCUACGAAUAUGAGCUCAUAUUGGACUUUUACAUGAAAAUAAACAAUGAUUUGUUGUUGUUUGCUAACAUGUGUUAGCAAAACCACAUCGAGUAGGUAAUAUGGUGUCAACAUAGCUUCGUUAGUUCAUAUCGGACUUUUAAUCGAAAAAAAAACAAAUCUGGAUUUGGGUACUUAAACAGGUAACCGAGAUUGUGGUAACCGAAUUAUGAUUACUAUUUACCAAUCGCAGGUAGUCCAGAUAACCGAAAAGUGCCAAUAGGUAUUAAACUGUAUUUUUUUGAAUGUUGUUAAUAAUUAGUGUUUUGCGAUAAUAUUAUGAGUUCCUUAAUCGGACCUUUUAAAAAAGAAGUAAGCUUUACAUCACAGAGAACUACAGGUUCUAGUAUUUAAUAUUUUAAUCAUUAAUCAUUUAAAAUAUACCUAUUGGUUAUUUUUGUAUUAAAUAUGCCUCAAGUCUCAAUUCAUAGGUAUAUAAUUUACUAGUAGUCUGGUACUGGUAUUGGUUUAUAGAGUUUUCAUAUAUAGGUAUAAUUAGGAUCAAUUUAUAAAAUUAUUCAGUCGGUACUUAGGUAAUUUAAGAAUAAUCAAUUAGUUCUUAUUGAAUUUCCGAGUCUUCUCCCAAUUAAAAAUUAAAAAUUGUUUGAAACAAAAACCUAACAAUUUGUUUUCUCAUUAAUUUCACUCUUCAUCAUAGAAAAAAAUAUAACAAAAUAAAUAAAUAUAUAUAUAUAUAUAUAUAUAUACAUAUACUCAUAACCCAUAUGAAUGUAAAUAUUAUAUUUCUUGAUACCUGCGAUACAAUAUUUAUUUAAAUUGUGAUUAUUUUGUGAAAUCGGUAGAUGAAUUUUGAAUUGAAUAAAAAAAAAAAAAAAACUAGAUGAUUUUUAAGAUAAUCUUAUAUAAUUAUUCGACAAAUAAAACCUAAAUAAAGGUUAGGUAUUAUAUAUUAUUAUCUAUUCUAUUAUCCUGUAUUAUAAAUUAUCGAUACAUUUCACUAAUUUUAAAACAUCUCAUAAAUCAUUAUAUUUCUAGUUGAGUCAUAUCGUAUCUUGUAUAAAUAAAAUAACAAAAAAUUCAUUAAAAAAACAAAAAUCAAAAGUUUUAUUUAGUUACAUUAUUGUAAUAACUGAAUAUUAUGUUUUAUUGCUUCAUGUGUAUGCAUACCAGGGUAUUUAUUUGUAUGUAUGACUUGUACGAGUAUUUGCACACAACAUGCAUUUAUGUCAUUGAAAAUGACUUAUUUAUACUUUAUAGACGUAAACCAUUAAACUUGCUGUAAAAUAUAUCAUUAUGAAAGUAAAAAUAUAAAAAUGAAAAUAAGUUAAAUAUAAAAUAUAAUAUGUUACCUACUUAAUUGGAGACACUGUUCGUAUUAAUUUUAGAUUCUAAGCCAAAUAAAGAAUAUAUAUUAGUUUUACGGUGAUAUCUAUUUUAUUUUUCAUUUAUAUUUAUUUCUGUAAACAACUUUUCUACCAUAAAUCUUGUUUGAUUUUCAAGUGUAGCAUCUGGGCGGUACUUUAAGAAGGUAAUUUUUUGAUUUUUCAAUCGGUUACCAUAAUAAUUGAGAAAAACCGAGAAAAUUUACGAAAUGUAUUACUUUUAAUUCUGUUUUUUUAUUGCGAUUCAGUUAAAAAUAUUUUUAGAGACUUGAAAUUUAGACAAAAUACCUAUAUUUUUCUUUUCUAAGCGUAGUAAAAUUUCCAAAACAUUUGAGCUAUUUUUUUUUUUUUUAAAGCUUUAUUUGAAAAAUUAAAGCUAUUUAUAGACAUUUAAAUUUACUUUGUGGAUAAAACUGCUAGACCAAACCAAAAUGCAUUACAAUUUAACAGAAAAUUUAUUAUAAGUUGUACUUUGUAGUGAAAAAAUUUUAAAAUCAAAUUUUGAUAAAAUUUGUAAAUAUGCUGACCUUUCAAAACAUAUAUAUCCGAACUCCGCUCAGAAUCAUUUUUCAUUAGCAAUAGUUAUUCGUUACAUACAGAUAUCCAUUAAAUUCCCCUCUAUAUCCUACCUUCCCAACUUCUCACCUACAAUAGUGGCUCACCCAUCAUGUGAAGUAUGUCCAUAUUUUUUGUAUAUUAAUAGCUAACUAUUUUUUAUAGUGUAAUUGUAGUCGUGUAAAAUCAGCAUAUCAUGUAUUAUGAAAUAAGUACCUAUGUGGAAAUCAAAAAUUAUUAUAUAACAUUCGUUAAUCAUAAUUUACAAGUAUAUUGCACAAGUGGCCUCUCGAUAACUUAAAUUUAAUAACUAGUAUAAACUACUAUUACAUACAAAUCGUUAUGUCAUAAACCGAAAUGAUUAAAUUUAACAAUAUUUCAUUUUAGUUAUACAUUUAUUUACAAAUGUCAUUUUAGUGAUUUUAUUAUUGUAGGUAAACGUUGGAAAUUAUUAACUGUAUGUUAUGUGAGGAUAAUAUCAUUAUUGAUUAAGUCAAUUUAAUGAAUUACAUAAAUAAUGUAUACACUUAUCUGUAAUCUAUCCGUGUACCUACCUACAUUAAACAAAUUAAGUGAUAACACUGCUGAUGGAUACUUGUAGGUGGGAAGUUGGAAAGAGUUGGCAAGCAUUGAAGAAAAAAAAACGUACACAGAUUAAAUUAUAAUUUAUUAAUAUAUUGUUACUUUAAAAAAUCAAAAUUUUGAAGUGAGAAAUUUUUAACAUAUACACAGUAAACCAUUUUCAUAAAAUAUUGUUAUUAUUAUUGCUAAACAUUAAAAAAGAAAAACAAACCUCAAAAUAUUGGUAUGUAAAAUUUAAUUUAAUUUUAGAACUCGUUAGAAUGAUUUAAAUUUGUAUGCUAACCUAGCAAUUUUUUGUAGUUUAAAGUACCUAGGUGACUAUAUGCACAACAUUUUUCGUGUUAUUUUCAUUGAUUUUUCAAACAGAAUAAAAGAUAAGUAAAUUACUUUUGGCUAAUUAUUGGUGUAACGUCAAUAUUUCAAAAGAGUAUAAAAUUAUGAAAAAAAAAUGUUGAGAGAUCUAUUAGGGUUAUUACAAAAGCGAAUUCAGUUUUUAUCUUUUAAAUUCUGAGUGAAACGAAGAAUGUAUUGGUUUUACAAUGGGCUCUUAUGAAUUUUAAGUGGAACGACGAAGAUUAUGGUUUUACAGAGAUAUUUAUUAUUUUUUUUUUUAUUUAUGCAAUUUUUCUAGCAAAAAUGGUUGGAUGAUACUAGGAUGGUAUUAUAGGGAGUUCAUUUUCUUAUUUCCUUGAAGAGGUUUACCAAUAAAUGGAAAUACCGGGAAAAAAUGUAGGCAUAAUGGGAAAAAUAUUAAUCAAAUACUAUUAAAAAAAAUGUUUAAUGCUUAUGUAAUUAUUUUACUAUAAUAUGACCUACAUAUUGUUGAUAAACAUGGCUAGGAUUUGUAUGCAACAGCAUGUUUUUUUUGUGACUUCUGAUUAUUGAUUUUGUCAGUAAUGUCCACGAAUCACCUCAUGAUGAGAUAAAUGGUGGUGUUUUUAUUUUGCAUGUUUUUGCAUAUUUUGGAUAAAAUGCAUAUUAAUGCAUAUAUCGAAUAAAAUGAUUAUUAUUGCAUAUUUCGAUUAUAAAAAUGCGAAAAAUGCAUGUUUUAUAGUAUAUUUUGUAAUUAGUAUUUAUAAUUUAAUAUUAAUAUUUCGUAUUUAAUUCUAGCUCUGCUGAUUAAAGUAUAAAACUUGGUUUUUUUUAUCAAACACCAAUUUUAUUUUUAUAAAUACAAUCCUAUGGUAUAAUAGGUAUGCGAUUAAAGAUUAAAUAGUUUGACGGAAAAAGAUAAACACAAUUAAUAAAAGUUUUCACGACGAAUCAGAUUCGAUAAAAAAAGCUAAAGAAUUAUAUGAUAAUCAAAAUUUAAAAAAUGAUUUAGCAUAUAUUAAAAAUAAUUUUUGCUUUUUAUCCCAAGUUAUAAUUAAACUACAAAACAANAGCAUGUAACACACGUAGUGAAUGCGAAUUAUAAAUUUUAUUAAUUUUUAAAUUAUUUUAUUUUAUUUUUAAGACAAACAGCCAACCUGUAUUUCAAUAGAUAAAUAUUUUUUUUGUAACUAUAUUUUUGUGUUUAUCUUAUAAAAAUUAUAAUGCAUAUUUUUGCAUAUUUUGGUAAAUAAAAUGCAUAUUUUACAAUUUUUUAUUGCAUACAAAUCCUAGCCCUGUUGAUAAAGCAACACUAUCAACCGAACACCGCUCAGAAUCAUUUUUCCGUCAGCAAUGGUUAAUCGUUGCUUAUAAAAAUAUGAGUACAUUAAAUUCCCAUCUAUAUCCUACCUUGCCAAUUUUCCACCUACAAUAGUGGCUGCACCUGUCCCCGUUUCCUAGGACAGCUUUUUUUUUUAUAAGUGGCAAAUUUGAUUCUCUUAAUAUUUUGUCAACAAUCAUCUCUGCUUGUUUUGCUUUUAGGUAAACUUGACGUUGCCAAGUAUAAUGAAAACUAUAGGGAAAGUCAAAAAAUUACCUUUCCAAUUUAUCCACUAGAUUCAAAAUGAUACAAAAAGUACACAUCAUAGUAGAACUAGUACAUUCCUUUCUAUGCUCAGAAUUUAAAAAGUUAUUUUUUUUUAUUGAUUAUUUCCAAAAUUGUACUAUGAAAACUUAAUUUUUUUUGUUAUAAUAACCAUACAAUUAAUGUUUUAACUCAAAACUCAUGUCAGAAUAUUAUGAAAAGUUUACCACGCCUAAAAAAGUCAAAUACAAGAUUUCUGUCAAAAUGUCAAGUCUCUAAGAAAUAUUUUUAAAGGAAUCACAAUAAAAAAACAACAUUUAAAAUAAUAAAACAACUAUUUUAGUAAACUUUUCUGUUCUUUUUACUUUUUUUUUCGUUUUUGCUCAGUUGUUAAAAAAAAGUAAAUCAAAAAAGACGGAUAUACUUCACACGUGGGUGGGCCACUAUUGUAGGUGAGAAGUUGGGAAGGUAGAGGGGGAAUUUAAGGUGUACGAUAUCGUACACGUAUAUCUUGUAUGCAAUAAUGGCGUCGUGCACUAUUCGCCCGUGAGUUUUCUACUCAAUACUUUUUACGUGCUAUUUCCGCCCGUUAUCGUAUAAUAUUUACCUGCUGAAAUUAUGUAAGGUGGACAAUCCGCUCGAAAAUUUAAAAUUAUAAAUUAACGUCAAUUUAAUUUAUUAAAAUAUUGUAAUAAUACGAUUAGGUAUACAUAAUUGCUAUAACUAUAUAAUAUAUACUUUACAUACUAACAAGAGGUUGAGAGUGAGAACGAAAAAAAUAUUUUUUGAUUAUUUUGACUAUUUUGAAAGUAAAAAAAAUAAGAAACUGCUACUGAUUUAUUUUUAAACAAAUAUUAAGAAGUACUGUCCAUGAAUAUUAAUUGUAUAAGGGCAUUAUAAUUAUUUCAGUUGGACCUAUAAAGUUGGAGUUUGCACACGCCUAUAAUAUGUCUAUUACAAAAAAAAUAAUAUAUUACUAUAGAAUAUUCGUGUAUAAAAAGAUAUUUAUUUUUGUAUUGCAGAUUUUGUAUUGUUUGUUACUUGCGGUGACUUUAGUUGCAACAGCCCCGAUUGAUUCGGAUCCAACUGACACCAAAAAGAGAGAUGACAUUCCGUCCACAGGUGAUCCAGAUAACUUUAUUAUGAGGAUACAAUUAUUACGGUUUAUUGCAUUGUCAUCACUUUUUGGUUAAAUAUGGUUCCAUUUAAACAUCGACUGAAAUAAUCUUUAGUAUGAAAUAUUUUAUUAUGUUUUAUUUGUACCUACAUAAGUUUAUCAUAAUAUAUACAUUUAUUUUUCUUGUAACUUCUGGUAAGAGUCACAAAAAUUGAUUACUACCAUGACACAUAUGGCCAUUUGAAAAUUAAUCUUAAAUAAUACUUGUCUUUUGCAGUGGCUUGUUCCGGGCAUAUAUAAUAAACAUAUUACAACAAGCAGAAAUAUAUUAUAGUUGAACUGUUUAUUUGUAAAAUUAAUUGUAAAUAAAAAUAAUUAUAUGUUUACCUA